Rotaria sordida is the source of this 405-nucleotide messenger RNA. The record is from the annotation of a GenBank genome assembly. NCBI's taxonomy places the organism in Eukaryota, Metazoa, Rotifera, Eurotatoria, Philodinida, Philodinidae.
AUGCUCAACGAUCUGUUAGUCAUACAACUGAUUUUUUCAUCAAGUACUGAUCCAAGUAAUGCAUCAAUACAAGUGAUCAAUGUUCAAAAAGAAUUAUGUGAAGUUUAUGAACGAAAAGAAAUUGAUCAACCUGUUACAUUAAUUGGUCCAUAUUCACCAUUAGAAGCAAAUCAUUCUUCAUGUCAUUAUGCAACUAAAAUGCGUCGUGUUCAAAUCGAUGAUGAAUCAAUAAAUUCUGUUGGUUUAGAAGAAGAACAACAUUGUCAUUAUCAUUGUUUACUUGUGGCAUUUGAUGUUCAUCUUUCUCAAACACGACAGAUUGUUUCACUUCGUCAUACAAUUUUAAUGCCAUCUAUUCGAGGUUUACUAGCUUUAAUUGCAAUUGUUAUUUCCACCAACUAUUGA